Messenger RNA from Oppia nitens, 2650 nucleotides. RefSeq names its product xylosyl- and glucuronyltransferase LARGE2s-like. The record is from RefSeq and is a predicted model, not a curated record. NCBI's taxonomy places the organism in Eukaryota, Metazoa, Arthropoda, Arachnida, Sarcoptiformes, Oppiidae. Gene Ontology annotation, molecular function: glucuronosyltransferase activity; xylosyltransferase activity. Gene Ontology annotation, biological process: protein O-linked glycosylation via mannose. The transcript has a single exon. The coding region runs from base 168 to 2561 and encodes 797 amino acids.
UUAGUAAACGACGAUAAAUGAAAACUCAAAGAAAAUGACCAAAAUUUUUGUGACCAAAAAUUAGCCGAUAAUUAGGUAAUAAAGGAUAUAUAAUAUCAUAUAAUAAUUAUUGUUAUCAUAUCAAGUGGACAGUCGGGUCCAAUUGAUUUAUUGAAGUGGAUUCGGUAAUGUUGACCAAAAAGAUGAGACGCCGACAGUUGUUGCAGUUGUGGUCACUGGUGUUGUUGUGUUCAAUACCGAUGAGUCUCUAUAUCUAUCAACAGUUAAGAGAUAGGACUCAGGCCAGCCGUCAUUUUCUCGGUUUUACCGAUCGCGAGGCCAAACUCGCCGAACGGGUCAAAGAAGUGGAACAACAAAACCAAUUCUUAAGACGACAGCUGAGUAUUUCGCGGGAAAAGUUGGUCUCAAUUAUGAGUGAUCAACAACAACAGCAAAAUAGUGAUAAUGAUAAUAAUAAUAGACAUAAAGCCGAUGAUCAAAAUAAUAUACCGAAAGUGGACACCAAUAGUGUUCGCCAAAUAAAAACUAAUAAAGACAUUAAUAUUAAUGAUAUAAAUAGCAAUAAAUUGACGGAUGAAAAAUCAUUGUCAAUGCCGAUUGAGACCAAUUUGGUGAUCGCUGAUGACGAUAGCGGCGGUACGAAACUGUUGACCAAUAAUUGCCAUAAUAGUCACGAAGACAUAGUUCCUAAAUGUGAGGUCAUUCAUGUGGUGAUAGUCUGCGCCGGAUAUAACUCAUCGCGAAGUGUUGUGACUCUAAUUAAAUCGAUUUUGUUUUACCGUAAAAAUCCGCUUCAUUUUCAUUUCAUCAGUGACUCCAUCGCCCAUACGAUACUACAGACACUAUUCAAGACUUGGUCAGUGCCUGCGCUCGGCGUUAGCUUUUAUUUGGCCGACAAUCUACAGUCAGACGUGUCGUGGAUACCGAACAAACACUAUUCGGGUGUCUACGGACUCAUGAAACUAGUAUUACCGAAAGCAUUACCGCAGAAUAUGGACAAAGUUAUCGUAUUGGACACCGAUAUUACGUUUGCCACCGAUAUCGCUGAACUAUGGAAACUGUUCGCUAAGAUGACCAAAGAGUCGCUGGCAUUAGUCGAGAAUCAAAGUGACUGGUAUUUGGGUAAACUCUGGAAAAAUCACAGACCGUGGCCUGCAUUGGGUCGGGGAUUCAAUACGGGUGUCAUGUUAUUCAGUUUGAAACGUUUACGAGAGUUUAAUUGGUCAGUUGUGUGGAAAAUGGUAGCCGAAAAAGAACUUAUGUCUAUGUUGUCCACUUCGUUGGCCGAUCAGGACAUCUUCAAUGCCGUUAUCAAACAAUACCCUUUCCUUGUCUAUAAGCUUCCGUGUCAGUGGAACGUACAGCUAAGCGACAAUACACUGUCGGACGCCCUGUGCUAUACUGAAGUACAGGACCUGAAGAUAAUUCACUGGAAUUCACCAAAGAAGUUAAAAGUCAAGAAUAAACAUUUGGAAUUUUUCCGCAAUCUUUACCUAACAUUCCUCGAGUAUGACGGAAACCUUUUGAGAAGAGAACUUAUCGGCUGUAAUAAUACCAAAGAAAAUGCCAUAUAUUAUGAGUCAUCAAAUUUGAUGAAUCAGAUCGACGAAGACGAUCCGUGCUAUGAGUUCCGUCUGUCUCGUGUCACUCAACACCGAACACACUUGUAUUACAUUGAAUACGACUACGAGCCGUCACCCGAAGGCAACGACGUCACGCUUGUGGCGCAACUAUCGAUGGAUAGGUUACAAAUGGUUGAAGCUUUGUGUCAGCACUGGGAGGGACCCAUAUCUUUAGCUAUGUAUAUGUCCGACUCUGAAGUGCAACAAUUUCUUGGAUACGCUCAGACAUCGGAGAUAUUGAGAGAACGGAAGAACAUUGGCUAUCAUAUCGUCUAUAGAGACGGACCUUUCUAUCCGAUUAAUCACUUGCGAAACGUUGCCCUCCAACAGGUCAACACUCCAUUUGUAUUUCUAACAGAUGUUGACUUUUUGCCAAUGUUUGGUCUCUACGAGUACUUAAAGCGUUCUGUGGCGGCCAUGGGAUUAGAGUCGGCAUCGAAGAAAGCACUGGUAGUUCCAGCAUUUGAGACACAACGUUAUAGGAUAUCGUUUCCAAAAACCAAAGCUGAAUUACUUUCAAUGCUAGACAUGGGAACGUUGUUUACAUUUAGAUAUCAUGUUUGGACCAAAGGUCACGCACCGACCAAUUACGCAAACUGGAGGACAGCAACCACUCCCUAUCGGAUCACUUGGGAACAAGACUUUGAGCCAUAUAUAGUGGUUAAGCGCGAUAUUCCUGAAUAUGACACGAGAUUUGUGGGCUUCGGCUGGAAUAAAGUGUCGCAUAUUAUGGAACUGUACGCUCAGGGGUACGAGUUUAUCGUACUGCCCAAUGCUUUCAUUGUCCAUAUGCCACACGCACCCAGUUUCGACAUUGCCAAAUAUAGGUCCAGUUCAUCCUAUAGGAAGUGCUUGAAGAUAUUGAAAGUGGAGUUUGUUAAAGAUCUCAACAAACGUUAUAACAGACAAUUCACUGCGAGCGACACUUUCAAGCAUUAAAUUUAUAAACCAUUUAUUUGUUUUUUUUGUGAAGAAAUUGCAGAUUUAUUAGCAAUUAUUAUCAAAUUAUAUAAUAAAUGUUACAAUUG